Exaiptasia diaphana is the source of this 472-nucleotide messenger RNA. RefSeq names its product chaperone protein DnaJ-like. The transcript has 8 exons. The record is from RefSeq and is a predicted model, not a curated record. Lineage: Eukaryota; Metazoa; Cnidaria; Anthozoa; Actiniaria; Aiptasiidae. Gene Ontology annotation, biological process: spliceosomal complex disassembly. Gene Ontology annotation, cellular component: spliceosomal complex. Bases 62 to 472 code for a protein of 136 amino acids.
UUCGCGCCAAGAACAUGUAAGUGCGAAGCAGAAGAUAAAUCUACCUUUUUCUUCCUUGAAAAUGAACAAAACACUAAAGGAGUGUUAUGAAGUCCUUGGAGUUGGCCUAGAAGCCACGUCAGAAGAAAUAAAGAGAGCAUACAAGAAUCAGGCCUUAGCUUGUCAUCCAGACAAGAACCGUGAUGACCCUGAUGCAGUUCAAAAGUUUCAAGAACUUGGAUAUGCAUACAAGAAAAUUACAUCUGAUGAUAAGGAUGAGGAGGAAGAUGAUUGGGAAGAUAUGUUUUCUGACUUUGAUUAUUGGCUAGAGUUCUUCAUUUAUUGUAUGUAUGAAGAAGGAUUGAUGUUUGAUGAUAUUGGAUGCCAACACUGUUGUAACUGUGCCCAUUGUGAUAGUGAUGAUGAUGACAAAACACAGACGGAAAAGAAAAGAAGAAAACUUCACAAAAGAAGAGGUAUUUAUGUUCACUAA